AUGUCCACUCCUGCGUUGUCUACUCGUGGAACCAAAUCAAGCGUCAACUACCAUAAGGAUUAUGCAAUCUGGGACAUCAUCUCCAACCUAUGGCACCCCGAAUCUAACCCUGACGGCUAUGUCUCCCUCGAUCUCGCAGAAAAUGCGCUCAUGCACGAAGAGCUGCGCGACUUUCUAAAUUCAAAGAAGCUCGUGGAUCCCCAAGCUGCAGGGUUCACAUAUGGUAGUGGACCAUACGGAUCGAAGAAUGUGCGAGCGGCUAUAGCCAGUUUUGUGAACCACCACUUCGAGCCUGCCAAAAAGCUACUGCCAGACCAAAUCUUCGUCGCAAAUGGCGUGACCGCUGCAAUCGAGCAUUGCUCAUGGGGCCUUGCGAAUCCCGGUGACGGUAUUUUGCUCGGACGACCGUACUACCGUGCUUUCCUACACGACAUUAGCUCGAGAACCGAUGUCAACGUCGUCCCAGUAGCAUUCGGCGAUGUAGAUCCUUGUGGUAUCGACUGCGUCUCAGAGUACGAAAAAACUCUCCUCAUAUCCAGAGAUGAGGGCAUUCCAAUCCGCGCCCUCAUGCUCUGCCACCCGCACAACCCCCUUGGUCGCUGCUACUCAAGAGACACCCUCAUCGCGCUCCUACGCCUAUGCCAAACCUACAAGAUUCAUCUGAUCAGCGACGAGAUUUACGCCCUCACCAUUUGGAAAAACACGGUCGACAAAACAGGCCCGGCACCUGUGCCUUUCGAGUCCGUACUAUUCAUCGACCCAAGCGACAUCAUCGACCCCUCACUCGUACACGUUUUGUGGGGAAUAUCAAAAGACUUCGGCGCCAACGGCCUACGUCUCGGCGCCAUAGUAUCACCCGCAAACCCCGCUUUCAUCCAAGCAUGUCGAGCGAGCGGACUCUUUUCUGCGCCAUCCUCCCUAGUCGAGAACGCAGUCGUACAAAUCCUAUCCGACGCGGCAUACGUCAAGAGCUACAUCAGACUGAACAAGAAGCGCCUGUCUGCCGCAUACACGCAUGCCAUCACGGAACUGCGCAAGCACGGCAUCGAGCACGUUCCCGGCGUGAACGCAGCCUUCUUCGUGUGGAUCAACCUAGGCACCUUGUUCAAAAUCAACAUCGCAGGCUCCACGAGUCAGGAUCAUGAUGUAGGCAUCACAGCCAGAGUGCGCGAGCGGUUGAUGGCGAAGAAAGUAUACUUAGUUGAUGGCGAUGCCGCGGGUGCUGAGCAGCCGGGCUGGUUCCGCUUGGUGUUUACGCAGCCUGCGGAGCUGGUGAGUGAGGCUAUUGGGCGCAUCGCUGCAGCGCUGAAGUAG
Messenger RNA from Ascochyta rabiei, 1314 nucleotides. RefSeq lists its product as uncharacterized. Gene Ontology annotation, molecular function: transaminase activity; pyridoxal phosphate binding. Gene Ontology annotation, biological process: biosynthetic process; amino acid metabolic process. The transcript has 2 exons. The record is from RefSeq and is a predicted model, not a curated record. Bases 1 to 1314 code for a protein of 437 amino acids. NCBI's taxonomy places the organism in Eukaryota, Fungi, Ascomycota, Dothideomycetes, Pleosporales, Didymellaceae.